This is a messenger RNA of Chelonus insularis, 1680 nucleotides long. RefSeq names its product COP9 signalosome subunit 3 (gene CSN3). Gene Ontology annotation, biological process: ubiquitin-dependent protein catabolic process. NCBI's taxonomy places the organism in Eukaryota, Metazoa, Arthropoda, Insecta, Hymenoptera, Braconidae. The transcript has 4 exons. The record is from RefSeq and is a predicted model, not a curated record. Gene Ontology annotation, cellular component: COP9 signalosome. Bases 128 to 1465 code for a protein of 445 amino acids.
CAGUUUCAUUGCAAAACGUCAUUUCUGGCUCUGGCAAAUUUUAGCACGGAUUCCAGUAGUAUUUUUUGUAAAUAAAACCAUUUAUAAAACGAUAGGUCGUGGUGAUGAGAAAAAAGCAUCAUUGAUAAUGGCCUCGGCACUGGAGCAGUUUGUAAAUAACGUCCAGACACUUUCUUCUCAAGGUAAAUUUUCAGAAUUAAAAGAAGUCAUUACCAAAUCUUCAGAUGUGUUAGUAAAGAAUGCUCAGCAUUUGGAUAACGUCCUUGAAACAUUGGAUCUUCAGGACCAUUCCCUUGGAAUUCUUGCUGUGCUAUGUGCAAAGUUAAAUCUAUGUAGUUUCACUGGAGCUGGAAAUAUAGAUGCCCAAAAAUUGCUUUUUAGCCAGGUUCAAGAAUUCAUCGUUGGAUGUAAUGGAGAACAAGUCAGAUUUGCACCAGAUACUUAUGCUGAACUAUGCCAUUCAAUCACACAAGCUUUGGUGGAGCUUCAAGCUCCCAUGCGAGGAAUUGAGCUUCUUCGACGAGCGAUACGUAAAAUUCAGCUAUUUGACAGUCAGUUGACAUCUAUACACGCCGAUCUUUGUCAACUGUGUCUUUUAGCGAAGUGCUUCAAACCAGCAUUAGAAUUUUUAGAUACAGACAUUACGGGAAUAAGUCAAGAAGGUGGACAAUUUGAUUCCAAGUAUUUUCUACUGUAUUAUUACUAUGGUGGAAUGAUUUAUACAGCCUUAAAAAAUUAUGAUAGAGCAUUAUAUUUCUUUGAAGUAUGUGUGACAAUACCUGCGAUGGCAGUGAGUCAUAUAAUGCUUGAAGCUUAUAAAAAGUUCAUCCUCGUUUCACUGAUACUUCAUGGAAAAAUUGUCAACAUACCAAAGUAUGCCAGCCAGGUAUUGAUAAGAUUCAUUAGGCCAUUAAGUCAAGCUUAUCAAGAGCUUGCAACUGCUUAUUCUACCAAUAGUUGUGAUGAAGUACGAAGCAUUAUUAAUAAAUAUCAAGAAUCUUUCACUAGAGAUCAUAAUCUUGGUCUUGUUGAACAAGUUCUCAGUUACUUAUACAAGAAAAACAUUCAGAGACUGACCAAAACAUUUCUUACGCUGAGUUUAAGUGAUGUUGCAAGCCGAGUGCAGCUUUCUGGAUCUUCAGAAGCUGAAAAAUAUAUUCUAAAUAUGAUUGAAGAUGGAGAAAUUUAUGCGACGAUCAAUCAAAAAGAUGGAAUGGUAGUAUUUCAUGAUGAUCCAGAGAAAUAUAAUUCACCUCGAAUGUUAGCGAAGCUUGAAAAAGAAAUGGCAGCAUGUGCUGAACUUGAUAGACGUGUUUCAGAAAUGGAAGAGGAAGUGAUUGUUACUCCACAAUAUGUUCGUAAAGCUUGUGGGCAAAAUGAUCAAGAUGAUGCUGCAAGCGGUCCACCUCCUAGUAAUGUUACGAAUGCCCAAGUUCAACCGAAACUCAACACUUACUCUAUGUAACAUACAUGCAUCAUUAUGUGUUAUCUUUAAUUAUUAUAUUCAUAAAAAAAAAAAUAAUAAUAAUAAUAACAAAUGUGAAGUGUGAGAAGCAGAGACGAAAAAAAGCAUCACGUCAUUAGUUAGCAUUCUCAUAUUUAUUUACAAUUGAACAGAAUUCUUUUCUGCGCUACAAGAAUACAUAUUUUGUGCUCUUAUAAAUUUAUUACAAAACUUAA